This is a messenger RNA of Nelumbo nucifera (sacred lotus), 3000 nucleotides long. Lineage: Eukaryota; Viridiplantae; Streptophyta; Magnoliopsida; Proteales; Nelumbonaceae. The record is from RefSeq and is a predicted model, not a curated record.
UACAGUUUCUUUCCCGCUGGGAAAAAAAUAUAAAAACGAUACACAUGCACCUCGAAAUACCGUUCCAGAAUGGGGCUUGGCUAUGCUUCAAUGCAGACGGCAUAUAAACACUGCGAUGCCGAACACCAUCAUAAAUUCAUAUUUUUCAUGAUCCCAAUUCCAACGUUCCUACGUAAAAAAUAUGGGGUCGAGUAUCGUGCAGCGUGGAGGCGCUGAGAGGUUCGUUAACGCGGUGCGACAGCUUGAAACACCACUUAAUUGGUAGCUUGCCAAAUAACAAAUAGAUCCCAGUUGUUUCAUCUUAAGGUUUCAAUCCAUAUUGGCUCUGUCUUGCAUAAUACCACUUUUUCAGAUAUCUUCUUCUGCUUGUCAAAAUGUUCAAAUUCUUGAGGGGUGUUGUUGCCGGAUCUGGGACGGGGAUAAAGGAUCUACCUUAUUACAUCGGAGAGCCAUACUCUACCGCUUGGGGUUCAUGGACUCACUAUCGCGGCACUUCUAAGGACGAUGGGUCUUUGGUUUCCAUAUUUUCUCUUUCAGGAAGUAAUGCCCAGGAUGGACACUUAGCUGCUGGCCGUAAUGGUGUCAGGCGCCUCAGAACGGUUAGGCAUCCAAAUAUCUUAUCAUUUCUUCGCAGCACCGAGGCUGAGACUUUUGAUGGUACAGUUAUGAAGGUUACCAUCUACAUUGUAACUGAGCCUGUCAUGCCACUUUCCGAGAAGAUAAAAGAAUUAGGUUUAGAAGGUACUCAAAGGGAUGAGUAUUAUGCAUGGGGAUUAUGUCAAAUUGCUAAAGCUGUGAGCUUUCUAAAUAAUGAUUGUAAACUUGUUCAUGGAAAUGUAUGUUUGUCCAGCGUUGUUGUAACACAAACUUUGGACUGGAAGCUGCAUUCUUUUGAUGUUUUAUCCGAGUUUGAUGGGAAGAAUGAAGCUUCUACUGGGCCAAUGCUGCAAUAUGAAUGGCUAAUUGGAUCACAAUACAAGCCGAUGGAGCUGUCAAAAUCUGACUGGGCACUUAUCAGAAAAUCUCCACCAUGGGCUAUUGAUUCUUGGGGAUUAGGUUGUCUUAUUUAUGAGCUCUUUUCUGGGAUGAGGUUGGCAAAAACUGAGGAUCUACAUAACACUGGUUCCAUUCCAAAAUCUCUACUUCCAGAUUAUCAGAGGCUUUUGAGUUCAACACCUGCUCGUCGAUUGAAUGCUUCAAAGCUUAUAGAUAACGGUGAGUUUUUUCAGAAUAUGUUGGUAGAGACCAUACAAUUCAUGGAAAUUUUAAAUUUGAAAGAUAGUGUUGAGAAGGACACCUUUUUCCGUAGGCUUCCAAACUUGGCUGAGAAACUACCUCGCCAAAUUGUUCUAAAGAAGCUACUCCCUUUAUUAGCUUCGGCUUUAGAAUUUGGUUCAGCUGUUGCUCCUGCCUUAACUGCAUUGCUCAAGAUGGGCUCAUGGCUUUCAACUGAAGAAUUCAAUGUUAAGGUGCUACCAACUAUUGUGAAACUCUUUGGCUCCAACGACCGAGCUAUUAGGGUCAGCCUUCUUCAGCACAUAGACCAAUUUGGAGAAUCAUUAUCAGCUCAAGUUGUAGACGAGCAAGUAUACCCUCAUGUUGCCACUGGGUUUUCUGAUACUUCUGCUUUUCUUCGGGAAUUGACAUUAAAGUCUAUGCUCAUUCUUGCUCCUAAGCUGUCUCAACAUACUAUUUCAGGAUCAUUGCUCAAAUAUCUUUCCAAGUUACAGGUAGAUGAAGAACCAGCCGUUAGAACAAAUACCACCAUCCUGCUUGGCAAUAUUGCUGGAUAUCUUAAUGAGGGGGCAAGGAAGAGAGUUUUAAUCAAUGCAUUUACAGUUCGUGCAUUGCAUGAUACUUUCUCUCCUGCCCGCGGAGCAGGGGUUAUGGCUUUAUGUGCUACCAGUUCAUAUUAUGACACAGCAGAGAUUGCAACUCGAAUUCUGCCAAAUGUUGUUGUACUUACUAUUGAUCCUGAUGGUGAAGUUCGAUCUAAGGCCUUCCAAGCAGUUGAUCAGUUUUUGCAGAUAAUGAAGCAACAUAAUGAGAAGAUGAAUAUGGAUGAUAGUAAUGGAACUUCAAGCAUUGGAAUCCCAUCAAUAGCUGGAAAUUCAAGUUUGCUUGGAUGGGCUAUGAACUCCUUGACACUCAAGGGUAAAGCUUCUGAACAAGCUCCCCUUGCCUUAGCAAAUGCAAGCACCCCUCUUGCUUCUGCAACCUCCAGCACCAGCUCAGUGGCCAAUACUGCAGAUACAGUGGCCAUCCCUGCAAGUUUGGUUAGUGAUUUGGCUGAUCAACCUGCACCUACAUCCCCAACAUCAACGGAUAGUUGGGGAGAACUUGAAGAUGUAAUCCAUGAUGGUCACAAUGGUAACAAAGAUGGAUGGGAUGACAUUGACCCAUUUGAGGAACAGAAGCCACCUCCAGCCCUUGCAUCAAUCCAAGCUGCACAGAAGCAGCCAGUUUCACAACCAAAACCUCAAGUUACUGUUCAGCAGUCAAAAAAUAUGGUAAAGGGGAUCAAGGAGGAAGACAAUCACCUAUGGGGUUCUAUUGCUGCACCUGCUCCGCAAACAUCAUCAAAACCUUUGAAUUUGAAACAAGCAAAAACACAUGAUGAUGGUGAUCCUUGGGCAGCCAUUGCUGCUCCUCCACCUACCACAAAGGCAAAACCUUUGUCUGCUGGCAGAGGCCGAGGAACUAAAGGUGCUGCUCCAAAAUUGGGUGCACAAAGGAUAAACCGAACAUCUUCUAGUGUGCUAUAAAUUUCAAAUGCGGGGCAAGGAAAUGUUCAAGAGAAAUGGUUUGAUUUUUUUUUUCCAUCGUGAUUAUUUCUUUUUUAAUGUCAAUGAAGAUGAUGGUUUUUUUUGGUAAAAUAUGGAGACCUGAAGUUGUGUAAUAUAUUCUUUUAACAUUUGUUUUGUAAUAACAUUUUUAGGCAAUGUAUCUAGGGAUUCCAUUGUGAAAUCACUUAACUGAAAAUGUAUCAGGUUAUGUAUA